Molecule: messenger RNA, 604 nt
Organism: Camelus dromedarius (Arabian camel)
Lineage: Eukaryota; Metazoa; Chordata; Mammalia; Artiodactyla; Camelidae
Product: GDP-fucose protein O-fucosyltransferase 2-like
Exons: 3
Coding region: 9-365 (118 amino acids)
Biological process (GO): protein O-linked glycosylation via fucose
Molecular function (GO): peptide-O-fucosyltransferase activity
Source: RefSeq, a predicted model, not a curated record
CCGGGACCAUGGCGGUGCUUGCUGCUGGGGAUGGCGGCUUGCUCGGCCAGGCGACUAGUUCUGGCCUGGUCAGUAGGCGGCCGACAUCUUGUCUGGGGCGGCGUCUCACAGAUGCCAGGUACCUUCUGUGUGACGUCAACCCUCCAGAGGGAUUCAGCCUCCGUAGGAACGUCUGCAUCCACAUUGCCUUCCUCCUGAAGACCCUGCUGAAGAUGGAGGAGCCGGUACUGGUGCUAUUCCCUUGGGGCCACCUCUACCACUGGCAGAGCCCCGAUCCCUGGUCCGACUCCUUUGACCUCCCAAGUCUCAACAGAAACAUCCCUGACAUUGAGUACGAGCAGUUCAUUGCAGGGUUCAAUUGGUGAUAAUAAUAGUAACCAAAGCAAUAGCAAACCCUUACAGAACUCUGUCCUGCUGUUCCAUGAACGCUGUGUUCAUGACAACCCAAUGAGUUCGCACCAAUAUGAGUUCCACUUUAAAGGUAAGGACAUUCAUUAAUCACACGGCUAAUAAAUGGCAGAGCUGGGAAUUGAACCCAAGAUGUCUGGCCCCAGAGCCCCCUCUCAGCCCCUUCACUGCAGCACAUCACUUGGCAUGCCCGACA